Messenger RNA from Exserohilum turcica Et28A, 1353 nucleotides. RefSeq lists its product as uncharacterized. The record is from RefSeq and is a predicted model, not a curated record. Bases 1 to 1353 code for a protein of 450 amino acids. The transcript has a single exon. NCBI's taxonomy places the organism in Eukaryota, Fungi, Ascomycota, Dothideomycetes, Pleosporales, Pleosporaceae.
AUGGACCCCCCACGCUCGACGUCACGGUCGCGCCGGUCCUAUCCGAACCUCCACAACCUCUCCAUAGCCCCGCUCAGCGCCAAAUACCCACUCGAUGCCUCUGUGCCCCCAUCGCCCAUCGAGCCAGCUACCCACGCGCCUCGCACAUCCUACAUCGCCCAGAAAUCCGCCCCUGCCACCCCCGGCGUGCUGAGCCUCAGCCAAAGCCGAAGCAGCUCGCGGCAGCGCACCAGGAAAGCUUAUGCAUACGACAGCUACUUUGUCGAUGCCAGCUCUGAAAUCCGCGCCCCUGGCGACAUACCCAAGGCCAAGAGCACCAGCGUGCUGCAUCCUGGCGUGAGCUUCACCGAUGAAGUCGUGGGGCCAGCAGCGGCAGCAACAGCAGCAGCAGCAGAUGGCAAUGAGCCACGCCAUCACACUCGAAAGGGCACGGCGCCGCUGCCUCUCCGCUCGCCCUCGAUAAAGCACCACACCAAAGAGGCUGGCCACGAGUGGUUCCACCGCGCGGGCCUCGCUAUCGCGGGCGAAACAAGAGAUAGCAAAGGACAGGGCUGGCUGGUGCGCCGCGAAAGCUCCACCAGCCUCGUCGGCCAGACAGACGAGUACGAGCAGCACGCUUCGCAUGACGACCGCCGCAUGGCCCUCCUCUCGGGCGAGCACAUCAGCGAGGCAGACUACCCCGUCACUUUUUCGCCCCGCGUGUCCAGGCCCGCAAGCCGUUUCCCAAGCCGCAUGGGAUCGCGGGUGCCGAGUGCGCGGCCCAGCCGUCGCGGCAGCCGAGUAGGAAGCCGGGUCGACAUCAUGACGGCGCUGAGCAGCAAAUCCGUAGCUGCGUCUGCACGCCACAGUCUCGACCUGUGCGAGGCCGACGACCGCUUCGUGGAGCCCGACUUCAUCGAGGCCGACGACGACUCGGACGGCGACGAGGAGGAGAUUGCGAGGUUGGCGCGCGAACGCAGCUUUGGCCUCGGGGGCUGGGUCGACCGGCUCAUUGGGUGGACGCUGUUUUCCGUCGACGAGGAUAGAGAGGGCUCUGAUACCGAGGAUGACGAUGACCAUGUCGACGGCGACACGCAUCGAGGCAGUGCGCUGAACCUGGAGAAUCUGACAAAAGAAGAGCUGCAGCUUCGCCGCGAGGUCGAGGCUAAGCGCAGGAAGCUGGAGAGAGAGGCCAUUAUCGCGGCGUCAGCGCUCAAGACGCCUCAUGGCGGAGGUGGUGCAACGGAUGAAGCAGACAGCAGACCGAGCACAGCGGGAGGAGAGGGACAUCAGGCGCGUGGUGGGAAUGAAGAGGCAGGCGGUUGGCAGGAUGCGGCGUGGUUGCUUAGUGUGGCGUCCAAAGCCCUUUUCUAA